AUGGAGCAGUACGACACUGCAACAGACGAGGAGAGAGCGCGCGAGGUUCUGGAGCAGGUCAAAGUAGGCCAGACGAUGUGCGCAGGGCUGGUGGAGCAGAUCAAGCAAGAAUCGAACCGGUUCUACUUGGCGAUAUGCGAACAACGACGGCGGCGACGAAAAGGCAUGAACGUGAACGAGUGCGGGAUCGAAUGGCACGGGAACGUGGCGUCGGAGGCCCGGGCAAUCCAGUAUGGCAUCCAGAACAAGUGCCCGUACGUGGAAGACUACCAGGCGGACUUUUGCCAGGCGUAUCAAAUGUCGUACGAGGAAGCGAUGGAGAUUGUGCCGAAGUUUCCCAAACGCGUGGUGAGCAUCUGCAACGACCUGGCGUACUUCAAGGACAUCGAGGACCGCCAGGAGCACGAGCCGCUUCGGAGAGAGCAGUGCACGGCGAUCAUCGGACUGGGGAUCGAUGUGGUCCGUGGCGCGAUAGCAGCCAUUGCCAAUGGAGAGCCAGUGCUGGACGGCAAUGGCGGUUUGCUGGCGCAGCAGGCGGAGCGAUUCGAGAUGCUGCGGAAGAGCUUUCCGACGAGUCAGCGCUUACCAAGCGGGUCACGGGGUGGCAGAGUCAGCACAGCUCGGCGCGAAAAUUCUGCAGGCAAAAAUUGA
Molecule: messenger RNA, 651 nt
Organism: Ophidiomyces ophidiicola
Lineage: Eukaryota; Fungi; Ascomycota; Eurotiomycetes; Onygenales; Onygenaceae
Exons: 1
Coding region: 1-651 (216 amino acids)
Source: RefSeq, a predicted model, not a curated record